Daldinia caldariorum is the source of this 1508-nucleotide messenger RNA. RefSeq names its product glycoside hydrolase family 7 protein. NCBI's taxonomy places the organism in Eukaryota, Fungi, Ascomycota, Sordariomycetes, Xylariales, Hypoxylaceae. The coding region runs from base 93 to 1100 and encodes 335 amino acids. Gene Ontology annotation, molecular function: hydrolase activity, hydrolyzing O-glycosyl compounds. The record is from RefSeq and is a predicted model, not a curated record. Gene Ontology annotation, biological process: carbohydrate metabolic process. The transcript has 3 exons.
GUUCCUUGGAUAGAAGGCAGGUGAUGAUUGGCGGGAAAGGGGGUCAAUCGGUCGAUACAUAAGGUUUAUGAAGUAUUAGGUAGAUUUACGAAAUGUCUUUCAAGCUCCUAUAUGCAGGCUUGGUAGGUUCUUUGUUCACUAGCGAGGCUUUCGCGCAAAGCUCUGAGCAACAUCCUCCUCUGACAACCUGGAAAUGCACCACGUCGGGAGGCUGCGUUCAGCAGAAUACCUCCGUCGUUCUAGAUAAAGAUUCCAAGUAUGCACGAGGUAGCGCCGGCUCAAGAACGGGGGCUGAUUAUGCUGCUAUGGGAGUAUCUACGUCGGGCGACGCCGUGACACUGCGUCACUACGUCAAAUCGGACAACACGCUCAAUCCCGCAUCUCCUCGAAUCUACCUCCUGGAUGCCAAUGGGAAAUACGUGAUGAUGAACCUGCUCAACCAGGAGCUCUCCGUGGACGUCGACUAUUCGGCCGUGCCCUGCGGAGAGAACGGAGCCUUCUAUCUCUCGGAGAUGAAGGCCGACGGCGGGGGGUCCUCGGGUGGUGCGGCAGCCGGCCAAGGUUACUGCGACGCCCAGUGCCAGGGCUACUGCUGUAAUGAAAUGGAUAUCCUCGAGGCCAAUGCCAAGGCUACGGCGAUGACGCCACACCCAUGCAACGGGAAUAACUGCGAUAAGUCUGGCUGCGGGUACAACCCGUACGCGAGCGGCCAGCGUAACCUCUGGGCAACUGGAGGAUCUGUCGACACGAGCAGACCGUUCACAGUCGUAACGCAGUUCGUUGGUAGCAGCACGCUGACGCAAAUCACGCGGACCUACAUUCAGAAUGGGAGGCAGAUAAACGGCGGUUCCAUUGGCAAUUGCAACAGUGGAUUCGGCGGGCUUUCUGGUAUGGGCCAAGCUCUAGGGCGAGGAAUGGUUUUGGCGAUGAGUAUCUGGAAUGAUGCUGCACAGCAGAUGGCUUGGCUCGACGCCGGCAACAAUGGACCCUGCAGCAUCCAAGAAAGUACCCCGUCCAAUAUUCAGGCUCAGUAUCCCGAUACUCACGUCGUCUUUUCUAACAUUCGAUGGGGAGAUAUCGGAUCUACUACCAAGGGUUAAAAUUUUGGUUGUGGCAUGCUACAUAUGAUUUGAUUUUCCCUAGGAGAGGCAUUUUCAUACUCAAUACCGCUGUGAGCUAGCAGAUGCGAUUGUAUGAUAUACUCGAUAUCAUUGUCAACAUUUGCGAUGUCAUCGCGUUCGUACCCACGAUAGGAGCUCAACAAGUGGACCUAAUUGCAUUAAUUCAAGCCUAUGUUAUUGACAUUUUCGAAUAACAUGGCCUAGGAAUUAAUAUUGGUUCUGUGGAGACACAAAGUUGUAAUCGAGCCAUUGACCAAGGUUCCCGAUGUGUUACUGAAUGCGAUAUCCUUAAUCAACAUGACACUGGCCACAUCACGCCACCGUAUGAGUUAGGUAAAUGAAUACUCGGUCCGACCCCCAUGUCUACAAGUAGAGUCCCCGGGAAUC